This is a messenger RNA of Zingiber officinale, 1980 nucleotides long. RefSeq lists its product as uncharacterized. The transcript has 4 exons. The record is from RefSeq and is a predicted model, not a curated record. NCBI's taxonomy places the organism in Eukaryota, Viridiplantae, Streptophyta, Magnoliopsida, Zingiberales, Zingiberaceae. Bases 1 to 1980 code for a protein of 659 amino acids.
AUGGAUGGUAAGGACAACUUCUGGUAUUCGGACUACAUUUCUGAUUUAGACCCUUAUGACCUAUCUCUACUGCAAUGGCACUUGAAUCUGGAUUCCACAUAUGAGCUUCGUCUUCCUUCCCCGAACGAACACCCUUCUUCUCCUCCCGAAGGCUUUGUCACUGUCUUCAGAGAUCAAAUCUUAGGUGGCCUUCGUUUUCCCUUACAUCCCUUCUUCUCCGAGAUAUGUCAGUACUGCGGCAUCGGCCUCUCCCAGUUCGCCCCCAACGUGUUCCAGGCCGUCUGCGGCACCAUCAUCCUGCGAGCCGAGCCGGGAGUAUUCAACGUCCAAGCCAAGCCGGGUUACAAAUUCUUUGAUGACCUGCCUUCUUCUAACAAAGGCUGGAAAUCCCGCUUCUUUUUUCUCAGGCCCUCCGUUCCCUUAGCUGGGCCUUCCCAAUGGUGCUCCAUCCUUUCUUCGGACUUUCCCGUACACAUUCAUGAACCUUCCUGCUCCACAGCCUCGGACAAGCUGAGUGGUGUUGUCGUUCACUUGUCCGUGCUGAUGCUGGAAGGCAUUUUGUACGCCUUUGGUCUCAGCCCCGUUCCGACAGAAAUUGGAGCUCCUUUUGUGGCUGCCCUUCUCCGUUCUUUCGCCAGCCAGGAGAAGCCAACUGUGGUCGUCCUGCAAGCGUUGCACGAAGAGCUAACGCAAGGCCCAUCAACUGCUCCUGCUGCUCCCGCCGAUCUGCAACCUCUGGAGCCUCAAACCUCAGAUGUGGGAGUCCCUUCUACGUAUAUUGAACCGCUUUCCUCUGGCCCUGUAGGCUCGGCCCCACUUCACGCCCCUGCUCCACCUACGACUGAGCCACCCUCAGAAGGACAAGUGCCCCCGCCUCCUCCUACCAUGAAACUUCGCCUCGCACGCAAGGGUAAGAGGGUGGCGCCGGUCACCGCAACAUCUCCUCCGCCUCCUCGCCGUCAACGCGUGGUCAGCAUUUCUUCCCCCUCCAGGUCCUUGGAUGCAAGCUCGGCCGAGGAGCGGGCCUCCGAUCUAGAAACCGCGAACCUAUCAUUGGACCUGGCAGCUCUACUCCAGCGAGAGAAUGCGGCUCUCAAGGCCCGUCUCCGGGAACUAGAGCCUCCUGUGGCCUCCACGACCUCUUCUGAUCCUGCACUGGGAGAUCUGGAUGCCUACCUGCGUGCCGCUGGGGAGUCCGCCAACUCUGCCCGAGCCCUCUCCCAUGCCACCUUCGACAAGCUACAAAAGCUGGAAGCAUCCCUGAAGACGAGUGAGUCUGCACUGGCUUCUGAAAUGGAGCGCCACCGAGCGACCGCAUCUGAACUGAAAAACAAAGAAGCCGAGCUGCUUUCUCGGUCAUAUGAGUUGGCGCUGUUGCGGCAGAGUCGGGAGCUCUUGCAGAUGGGAUUGGCCGAGACUCAGGCUCAGGUUCUCGCUUCUGCUGCUGAGGAGGCCACCAUGCGCGGCCAAUGGGAAACCUGCCGAGCUGCUCUUCAGUCCUUGGAGGCAGAUCUCUCGAAAGCUCGGGAGGCAAUCUCACAAAGCCAGAGCGACUUGUCCGUGGUCCGCGCUGAGGCUGCCUCGAGCAAGAACAGCUUGGUGGUGUAUCAGGCUGGCGAGCCAGAGCGACUGAAGGCCUACAGACUGGCCUAUAUCCGCUCCGCCUUAUUCCUCCGGAAGCUGGCGGGCUGGAUGGUCUUGCUGCUUUGUCACGGGGUCGCUGGCGGGGUUAGGCAAGCGUUUGAGCAAGGUUACCUACACUCGGCACCUCCGGCCACUUUUCUGGAUACAGCUCGCCUGUCCAGGGAAUUGCCGCAGAAUACUUUCCCUUCCUUCGAGGCGGACGACGGGCUCUUCCUUCUGGAGGCUCCACCCCCUGCAGCUGACCAGGCUCCUCCAGAUAUCUCUGCCCAGGGUUUCCCGACUGCUGCUCCAGGAACGCCAGCUGACCCUGCGUCUUCUUCCCUGGGCAUCGUGUAA